AAACCACGCCCAUUGCUGCUGGUCAGAGAGGGAAGCUGGUAAUUCACUCUGCGAAGCAGCAAUAUGAGCGUUUAUACUGUUUCUUGAGAAAACGCGCGACGUGACGAAAUUCCACAGUCGUAAAAUCGCGCGUCGAAAGUGUCAUCCGAUUGCGCGCCGUUUGCGGAUUCAGUGAGUGAUUCAGUGUCGUGAUUGUUUCGCUUCGUACACGGGGAUACGAUUUUUGGUUAGUUUCCGAGCUUCGAAAGGAUAUCGCCGCUCGUCGGUUCAUUUGCCUCGAGGAAUUGCUUUCGGUGAAAGGAAUUUCUCGACUUAGGCUAGGAUGUCACAUCACAGCGACGACAACAUGCUGAUAGCAACCUCGGACUCCUUUUGGGAGCCGGGUAACUACAAACGAACGACUAAGAGGAUCGAGGACGGGCACAAGCUCUGCGACAGCUUAAUAGCUCUGGUCCAGGAAAGGGCGGAGAUCGAAAAGAGUUACGCGAAAGCGUUGAAAAAUUGGUCGAAGAAUUGGAACGACAAGAUCGAGAAAGGACCAGAAUAUGGAACCACCGAGGCUGCGUGGAAAGGCGUCCUCGUGGAAUCGGAGAGGCUGUGCGAUCUUCACCUCAGGGUCAAAGAGAAUCUUUGUAACGACAUCAUUCAGCAGGUGAAAACGUGGCAAAAAGAGACCUAUCACAAGUCAAUGAUGACGCUGAAGGAACGGAAGGAGAUGGAGGACGUGUUCAAGAAGGCACAGAAGCCGUGGGCGAAGCUUCUGCAGAAGGUCGAAAAAGCGAAGUCUGAGUACCAUAACAGCUGCAAAACCGAACGAACCGCGGCAAACAUGGAAAGGAACGCAUCGGCUGACAGUUCGCUUUCCCCUGACCAGAUGGCCCGAGGCUCUGAAAACGUGAAGAAAAUGCAGGACAGGGUGCAAAAGACGAAGGAAGAGGUGCAGAAAGCGAAAGAAAAGUACGAGGCCGCGUUGCAAGAAAUUAAUCAGUAUAACCCGAAAUACAUGGAGGAUAUGACUCAGGUGUUCGAGAAGUGUCAAGAGAUGGAGGCGCAGCGGCUUCAGUUCUUCAAGGAUGUUCUUUUUGGCAUCCAUAAAUGUCUCAAUAUAUCUCAGGAUCCGAUACUUCCACAAAUAUACGAAGAAUUCUAUCAUACGAUUAAUAACGCGGACCAUGAAAAGGACUUGAAAUGGUGGUCGAACAAUCACGGUGUAAAUAUGGCUAUGAAUUGGCCUCAAUUCGAGGACUAUACAGAGGAGUUUCGUGACAUCACCAAGGGUUCGAAGUCGAAGGAGGCACUUCCGGCUGGGUCCAUCACGCUGAUCAAUCAACGCCCGGUCGGCGAGGAUGUGCAUGAAUACCCACCGAUUAAUAAUAAAUCAAAAUCGAAGCCUAGUUCACGGGUAAUAUCAACAGAUGGUGGUCACGGGGAUAGCAAAACCGACACGAUUAAUUCCAGCAAACAUUCUUCUGAGAAGAACAACCACGAUGGUAGUGCAGUGAACAGGACCGCUACAAUGACUAAUGGUACAAAUGCUAAACAAGAAUCAAAUCCAUUUGAAGAAGAAGAAUGGGAUGAAGAUAGUGGUGAACCAUUGGUAGAUAAUGGAGAACCUGGUGUUCUUGUACGCGCAUUAUACGACUAUGAAGGUGCCGAGGCAGACGAACUUAGCUUUAAACAGGGUGAGGUAUUCGAUAAAUUAGAGGACGAAGAUGAACAAGGAUGGUGUAAAGGGCGGAAAGAUGGUAGAGUGGGUCUUUAUCCUGCAAACUACGUAGAACUUAUGUCACCUUAAAAUUACCAAGCAAAGCCAAAUUAUAUGAACAUUGUUAGUUACUUAACACGUAACGCGUACGAAAGAAAAGGAAAAAAAAAAAACAAAAUUUUUAUUUUGUUGUUUGUUUCUCUAUGAAAUAGCACGUUAAAGAAAAGAGAAAAUUUGUAAAUGUCGUUAAAUAAGAAUUACAUGAGACUCUAUAUUAGGAAUCGUUCAUUUUGUGUGAUAUAUAAUGAGCGCUAAAAAAGACGAAAAAGGUAAUAUGAUACAUCUUACGGUUCAAUGUUACGAAUGAAAUUCAGGAAACUACUAUAAACGUGAAGAAGAAAAUGCAUACAUCUAUUUCAUUCUAUCUUUCAGAUCGAUAUAGGGUCGAUGCAAUAGAACUUAAAACGAAACUUUUAGUCUGACGGGUAAUAUGUUUCCGUAGGUAGCUAGGAUUCUCUAUAUCCAUCUCUAUAAAUUAGUGCUAAACGAUAAGAUGGAUACAUACACCACGAGUAUAUUAUAAGUUUAGAUUUUUGAGAUAAUGUACAAUUAUACAUUUUUUGACUCAUUAUUAGCAUUGUUGGUAUGAAACAUUUCGGCGAAUGCGACGAAAAGUAUAUUUAAUUUAUUGUUAUUCAAAUGAUACUAUUAAAACCUAUUCUUUCCGAAUGGUAUUCUUGUAUAUAAUAGAUAUAAGGUCGUAAACGAUAUGUAAAGUUACAUUGUUUAACGAAGUUGAGGUUUUAUGAUGUUCGCAGUACAUCAUCAGCAGGA
This is a messenger RNA of Eufriesea mexicana, 2539 nucleotides long. RefSeq names its product protein kinase C and casein kinase substrate in neurons protein Synd (gene Synd). The record is from RefSeq and is a predicted model, not a curated record. Gene Ontology annotation, cellular component: plasma membrane; cytoplasm; endosome. Gene Ontology annotation, molecular function: phospholipid binding; protein binding. Bases 323 to 1795 code for a protein of 490 amino acids. Gene Ontology annotation, biological process: cytoskeleton organization; regulation of endocytosis; plasma membrane tubulation. The transcript is spliced from 10 exons. NCBI's taxonomy places the organism in Eukaryota, Metazoa, Arthropoda, Insecta, Hymenoptera, Apidae.